AUGGUUAAGUUAAAAAUGUAUAGUUAUUUCCAUAAAUUUAUUAUUAAAUCUAACUCAAUUGUUAAGAGGCAAACUAGACAUACCCCUGAAUUUUAUGUUCCAACUUUAAAAAAUGAAGCGGCAAUAAGAAGAUCAGUCACAUCUGGUACAAAUUUGAGUUCUAAAAUUUCAUCAUAUUCAAGAGGCACUUUAAUAGAAAAAACAGAAAAGGCCCUCGUAAUUUGGAUUGAAGAUUUAACUCAAAAAAGAAUUUCGUUAAAUGGACAUUUAAUCAAGGUGAAACACCUUAAAUUUUACAAGAAGUUAAAAGAAUCAGAUGAUGAUUUUGGCGAGCAUGAUAUAGAAGACUUGCUUGUGGACAAAGCCCUAAAUGAUGAUGAUAUUUUGGAAAGUAUGGUAGAUACUACUAAAGAUUUCGAAACAAGAGAUAGCGAACCGGAAGAUGUUAUUCCACUGGACGAAAAAUUACUUCGAGAAGGCCUUCAACUUUUUUUUAUUCAAAAUGAUAAUAAUGUAGAACGCGCAUUAAAAUUCCAACGUGAUCUGAAAUUUUGUAUGUCUGGCUACAGAAAACUCUACAAAGAACUAGUCAAGCCAUCACAGCGUUUGAUUACUGAAUACCUUGUCAAAGAAAAAAAAUCACUGAAGUUCCUGAAGAAGCAUUACCAUGUAGAUUUGAUGACUUUAUUUUAUCUUCAAGUGAAGAAAGGCUCUUGCACCAAUCCACAAACGGGUUCGCACAUUAUCAAACCAGACAGCAAAUAA
Messenger RNA from Helobdella robusta, 765 nucleotides. RefSeq lists its product as hypothetical. Bases 1 to 765 code for a protein of 254 amino acids. The record is from RefSeq and is a predicted model, not a curated record. The transcript is spliced from 2 exons. NCBI's taxonomy places the organism in Eukaryota, Metazoa, Annelida, Clitellata, Rhynchobdellida, Glossiphoniidae.